UCCAAUCGUGCAACUGCAACCCAUGAUUUAGAUGGCAAAUCUGCAGAGGCUGUAAUUUAAAGUAGAAACUUUUAGUCUCCAAAACUUACCUAUUCUUAGUUACACCCUCUCUCAUUCAUUUAUCCAUAUCUAAAUUAAAUAGUAAAAAAAAAACCCCAAUUUGGGUUUACAAAACUCUGCUUUAAGAUCCCAACAACUUUUAGACAACCCUCCCCUUACACCAACACCCAAUCAAUCACACACAGAUACCCAAAAAACACAGAAACAAAGAAAAACAAAACUCAAAACACUUCCUCCAGCUUCCAUGGCUUCCUCUUCCAUCAAAGCCAUCUCUACCACCUCCCCCUUCAAAGCCUCCUCCUCACCUUCUUCUCAGCCCCCAUCUUCCUCAAAACCCUCCCUCCUUUCCUUUCUCCACACCUCCUCUUCAAACCCCAUCUCCUUAACACUCUCCCAUUCCCAUUCCCAUGCCCAUAAUUCUCAUUCCCAUUCUUUUCUCAUAACCAACGUUUUGAAAACAGCUGACUCAUCCGAGACCUCCGUUUCCAAGUCCCAAAACCUCAAGCCGACGUCUUCAGAUUCAACCCCGACCAUUUUGGUCUCCGAGAAGCUCGGAGAAGCCGGUCUUCAAGUCCUACGUGGCUUUGGCAACUUGGACUGCGCAUAUAACCUCUCUCCUGAGGAGCUCUGCGCCAAGAUCUCGACAUGCGACGCUUUGAUUGUUCGCAGCGGCACGAAGGUGACCAGGCAGGUUUUUGAGGCCGCAAAAGGGAGGUUGAAGGUGGUGGGAAGAGCUGGUGUUGGUAUUGACAAUGUGGAUCUGCAGGCGGCCACGGAGUUCGGAUGCCUGGUCGUUAAUGCCCCCACAGCAAACACCGUGGCCGCCGCAGAGCACGGGAUUGCUCUGCUCACUGCCAUGUCACGGAAUGUUGCACAGGCUGAUGCUUCCAUCAAAGCUGGAAAAUGGCUACGAAACAAGUACGUUGGUGUCUCUCUGGUUGGGAAGACAUUAGCAGUAAUGGGAUUUGGAAAAGUUGGAUCAGAAGUUGCUAGACGUGCAAAAGGCUUGGGAAUGAAUGUUAUUUCACAUGAUCCAUAUGCCCCAGCUGACAGAGCCCGUGCCGUCGGUGUGGAUUUGGUCUCUUUUGAGCAGGCCAUUGCCACUGCAGAUUUCAUCUCACUGCAUAUGCCUCUCACCCCUGCCACAUCAAAGGUGUUCAAUGAUGAAACAUUUGCAAAGAUGAAGAAGGGAGUUCGCAUCAUUAACGUUGCCAGGGGCGGCGUCAUUGACGAAGAUGCAUUAGUGAGAGCCCUUGAUAGUGGAGUUGUUGCUCAGGCUGCACUUGAUGUGUUCACAGAGGAGCCUCCAACGAAAGAUAGCAAGUUGGUGCAACAUGAGAAUGUCACUCUCACACCUCAUCUUGGAGCUAGCACAAAGGAAGCACAGGAAGGUGUAGCCAUUGAAAUUGCAGAGGCUGUAGUUGGAGCUUUGAAAGGGGAACUUUCUGCAACUGCCGUCAACGCUCCCAUGGUCCCUCCUGAGGUUCUGUCUGAGUUGUCUCCUUAUGUUGUGCUAGCUGAGAAGCUUGGUAAGUUGGCUGUCCAACUAGUAGCGGGAGGGAGUGGAAUCACAUCAGUGAGGGUGGUUUACAAAUCAGCUCGGGACCCCGAUGACUUGGACACCAGACUUCUCAGGGCCAUGAUCACUAAGGGCAUCAUCGAACCGAUAUCUGCCUCCUUCAUCAAUCUAGUCAAUGCAGAUUUCGUUGCGAAGCAGAAAGGCCUGCGCAUAAGUGAGGAAAGGGUAGCUGUAGACUCAUCUCCUGAGUUCCCUGUUGAUUCAAUCCAGGUGCAAAUAUCCAAUGUGGGGUCUAAGUUUGCAAGUUCUGUUUCGGAGAGUGGAAGCAUAAGCAUUGAGGGGAAAGUAAAGUAUGGGGAGCCUCAUCUGACAUGCUUGGGAUCCUUUGGUGUGGAUGUGAGCCUGGAAGGAAACCUCAUUCUGUGCCGGCAAGUGGAUCAACCCGGCAUGAUAGGCCAGGUGGGGAACAUACUUGGGAAUGAUAAUGUGAAUGUGAGCUUUAUGAGUGUGGGAAGAACAGUGCAGAAGAAGGCCUUAAUGGCAAUUGGUGUGGAUGAGGAACCAAACAAAAGGACUUUGGAAAAAAUAGGGAAGGUGCCUGAUAUUGAAGAGUUUGUGUUCCUCAAUCUAUAGUUUCUGGUAUAGAAUAAUACCCUUGGCUGCAGCUGUGAAUUUAAUCUCAGAUAGUGAAAAAUUCUGCCAACCUGAUAUAUGGCAGAAGUGAGGGUCUUGGAAUUGCUGUUUAGUUAGUUUUUGCAAUUCUUUAACUGCUUUCAGUGAUUGUUAUGGCCGCUGCCAUUGUUGUUGUUGUUCCAUUAUUGCCUAUGCUUGCCUAUGC
Prunus avium (sweet cherry) is the source of this 2417-nucleotide messenger RNA. RefSeq names its product D-3-phosphoglycerate dehydrogenase 2, chloroplastic. The record is from RefSeq and is a predicted model, not a curated record. Gene Ontology annotation, cellular component: chloroplast stroma. Gene Ontology annotation, molecular function: NAD binding; phosphoglycerate dehydrogenase activity. NCBI's taxonomy places the organism in Eukaryota, Viridiplantae, Streptophyta, Magnoliopsida, Rosales, Rosaceae. Gene Ontology annotation, biological process: L-serine biosynthetic process.